Messenger RNA from Thalassophryne amazonica, 1284 nucleotides. RefSeq names its product gastrula zinc finger protein XlCGF52.1-like. Gene Ontology annotation, biological process: regulation of transcription by RNA polymerase II. The coding region runs from base 1 to 1269 and encodes 422 amino acids. Gene Ontology annotation, molecular function: RNA polymerase II cis-regulatory region sequence-specific DNA binding; DNA-binding transcription factor activity. The transcript has a single exon. NCBI's taxonomy places the organism in Eukaryota, Metazoa, Chordata, Actinopteri, Batrachoidiformes, Batrachoididae. The record is from RefSeq and is a predicted model, not a curated record.
AUGGAGCAGUUGUUGCUGAUGAAAGAAGAGCAGGAGUGUAAUCUGAGUGUUGACCAAAAGGACAUUAAAGAGGAACAAGAGGAACUCUGGAUCAGUCAGCAGGGACAGCAGCUUCACCAGCUGGAGGAGGCUGAUAUCACUAAGUUCUCUUUCACUGCUGACCCCUUGAAGAGCGAAAACGAUGUAAAACCACAAUCAUCACAGGUUCAUCAAAGCCAAACUGAUGAGAGCAGAGAGGCGGAGCCUGUAGCCAGCAGCUCAACUGUACAUGGAACACUGGGAGCACAAGGUGAUGGAGAAGACCACAGAGGACAACAACCAGCCAUCAACCCAGAUCCAACUAGUCGAUUACAACCAAACAGCAGUGGUAGGAGUUCAGACAGUUCUGAGGGUGAGACUGAUGACAGUAAUGAUUGGAGACCAACCAGAGAACUCGAUUCAGGUUUUAGCUGUCAGACAAAUAACAAUGUUUCUGUUACUCAUAGCAGGUGCAAUGUUAUGAAGGAACAGUUUAAUUCCUCUCAGUGUGGUGAAGCAUGUGUUCCAGUGAAUGGUUCCCAACAACAUAUCGAGAAACAAGCAAGGGAAAGACGAUAUCGCUGUUCUGAGUGUGGCACAAGAUUUCAACAAAAGUGCCAUCUGAUGAAACACAUGAAAAUUCAUACAGGAGAGAAACCAUUCAGGUGUUCUGAGUGCGGUAAAAGAUUUAGAGAAAGCGACCAUCUGAUCACACACGUUAGAACUCAUACAGGAGAGAAACCAUUUAGCUGUUCUGUGUGCGGUAAAAGAUUUUCACGAAAGAACAAUAUGACUGUACACAAGAAAGUUCAUGUUGAAGAGAAACCAUUUGACUGUUCUGAGUGUGGUAAAAGAUUUCGAGAAAAUGGUAAUUUGACUGAACACAUGAAAAUUCAUACAGGAGAGAAACCAUUUUUCUGUUCUGAAUGUGGUACAAGAUAUGGACGAAGGGGCAGCCUGAUCAAACACAUGAGAAGUCAUGCGGGACCAAAACCACUUAGCUGUUCUGUGUGCAGUACAAGAUGUGGAUUCAAGGGGGAUCUGAUGAUACACAUGAGAAUUCAUACACAAGAGAAUCGAUUUACAUGUUCUCAGUGUGGUGUAAAGUUUGGACGAAAGACCACCCUGAACAGACACAUGGGAAUUCAUAGAGGACAAAAAUUACUUGGCUGUUUGGACUGUGAUAAAAGAUUUGGACGGAAGAGCUGUCUGGUCAAACACAUGGAAACUCAUAGAGAGGGAAAAAAGUAAAUUAGCUCCAGAAUA